AUGGCCGAAGUUUCGUCGACACCAGCGGCGCCCGCGCCCGUCGGAUCCGUGACGGAGCCAUUCGACCUCAUCCGUCUCUCGAUCUCGGAACGCGUGAACGUCAAGCUCCGAGGUGACCGUGAGCUGCGCGGCACCCUGCAUGCAUACGAUGGACACAUGAACUUGAUCUUGGGCGACGUCGAGGAGACCAUCUACGUGGUCGAUAUCAACGACGAGAAUGGACACGAGACAGUGCGCGUGGUCAAGCGCCAAAGCGAGAUGCUCUUCGUGCGUGGUGAUAGCGUCAUCCUCGUCUCGCCUCCGGCAAGCACUUGA
Molecule: messenger RNA, 315 nt
Organism: Moesziomyces aphidis
Lineage: Eukaryota; Fungi; Basidiomycota; Ustilaginomycetes; Ustilaginales; Ustilaginaceae
Source: the annotation of a GenBank genome assembly